AUGGAUCAGGGAAAUAGAAAUAUCCUCAAGAACCUUGGAGCUGUGAUGCUCAUGGCUGCUCUCAAUUCGCUGUGUUUUAGCUCUUUACAAUCACUACAGAGCAGUUUUAAUUCGUCCGAAGGUCUCGGUCUAGCGAGCUUGAGUUGCAUGUACGCAGCAGGCAUGGUGUCCACUCUGCUGCUCGCACCCGUUAUGAAUAGGAGGCUUGGACUUAAGACCACAAUGAUCAUAGGUUCACUGUCAAUCGGUGUGUACGCUGUCAGCAAUUUCUUUCCUCGUUUUGAAAUCAUCAUUCCUUUGGCUCUUCUAUGUGGUCUUGGAAUCAAUUCUAUAUGGACAGCAAUAUCGACGUAUUUGAAUACCCUUGCCUCGAAGAAGGCACGUUUGACAAGCCAAACAACAGAGGGCCUUACGAACCGCUACUUAGCGCUUAUUCAAAUGUCUUGGCAAAUCAGCUAUGUAGUGUCAACGUUUCUUGUAUCUAAAGUGUUAGCAGUUACUAUGACUGGUUCGGAGGAUAAUAUCUUCAAGGGCCGGAAUUUCAGUCUGGGGCGUUGUGGAGCCCGGGACUGCGGAGCGGAGAUCCCGCAGGAGGCAACUGGUGCAGUCGAGGCACCCCGUCAAAUCAUCUGGAUAUUUCUCGGGUGUUUCUCAGCAUGUGGUUUGGUCCUCUCGCCUCUUGUUCUUGUCAUUUUCCUUGAUCCGAUGAAACCAAACUUGUACUCUACCGUCUCUAAGGAUGAUGCUGAGAUGUCUGAGAAAGAGGUAGUGACUGUCAAGGAGGGUACUACUAGUGAUGCUGGUUGGUUAGCGGUGCUGAGAGCCUUGAAGGAACCACACCUACUGAUGCUCAUGCCACUGGCUUUCUUUGCUGGAGUCCAUUUCUCUUUUGUCAUGGGAGAUUUCACCAAGUCAUACGUGAACUGUACACAGGGUAUACACGCAGUCGGUUACGUCAUUAUGGCAUUUGCUUCUGCCGAUGCCGUAGGAAACUUGGCCAUCGGACUGAUCCGUCAGUAUGUUGGGCGAGUGAUGUUUAUAACAAUAUCCGGAGCUCAUACUUUGGCUUUGUUGGUCGUAUGUUUAGUCUGGGACCCAGAGACAGGUGAAGUCUGGCACCUGUACGCCAUUGCUGUUUUGUUCGGGUAUGGGGAUGCAGUGUGGCAACUACAAACACGAGUGUUCAUCAGCGUGCUGUAUCCAGAUAACCCAGGGCCAGCUUUCUCUGCCUACUACUUCUGUUUCUUCUGUGGACUAACAGCUUCAUUUGCUGUCAGCAUCCCAGCGUCGGUAUGUGUGUCUUACAAACUCUACUCUAUCAUCUCGCUACUUCUUGUGUCUGUCUCGCUAUACUAUGUCGUCGAGAUAAGACUGAAGAGGCAAAAGCGUGCAAGGACGUGUGGGCAGACGGAGGAAAUAAGGAUGUGA
Asterias rubens (European starfish) is the source of this 1428-nucleotide messenger RNA. RefSeq names its product protein unc-93 homolog A-like. Gene Ontology annotation, molecular function: potassium channel regulator activity; transmembrane transporter activity. Gene Ontology annotation, biological process: transmembrane transport; regulation of muscle contraction; regulation of potassium ion transport. Lineage: Eukaryota; Metazoa; Echinodermata; Asteroidea; Forcipulatida; Asteriidae. The transcript has 3 exons. The record is from RefSeq and is a predicted model, not a curated record. The coding region runs from base 1 to 1428 and encodes 475 amino acids. Gene Ontology annotation, cellular component: striated muscle dense body; plasma membrane.